GGUGAUUUAAAAACAAACACUCAGAGUGAAGGCCCCAACGCCGUCACGUGGGGAGUUUUUCCGGGUAAAGAGAUAAUUCAGCCAACCAUCGUUGAAGCUGUAAGCUUUAUGGCUUGGAAGGAUGAAGCUUUCGAACUCUGGAAUGAAUGGGCAAAAAUUUAUGAUCCAGACUCAGUAUCUGCAAAGUUGAUUACUCAAAUUGCUGAUAAUUGGUAUUUGAUUAACAUUGUACAUAAUGAUUUUCAUGAUGGUAGUGGCAUUUUUCGCAUUUUUGAACCGGACGGUGUUCCAGAAUUAGUGGAGGCUGAUCGUUGA
This is a messenger RNA of Racocetra persica, 315 nucleotides long. Lineage: Eukaryota; Fungi; Glomeromycota; Glomeromycetes; Diversisporales; Gigasporaceae. The record is from the annotation of a GenBank genome assembly.